GGGUGUCAGCGUCCUCCUCUCUGCGGCUGAAGCAGCACAAUUUGAAGCCAAAAUUAUAGGCUAACAACCAUACAUUUAUCCUCGUAUGCAAUAACAACAUCUUGAAUGUAUUUGGGAUGUCUGCGACCGACUGGUACGCGCACAAGUCGCUGGAAAAUGGCGUGUUUUGGAUCCAGGAGCGGUUUUAUGAAUCGGGGAACAGGGCGAAUAUCUGGCUCAUUCGCGGGUCCCAUCAGGACGUCGUCAUAGACACCGGCCUGGGUUUACGGAGCCUGCCUGAAUACAUCCAAGAGAAAUCGCUGCUCGGGGACGACGCGAAGCGUAAAAACCCGCUGUUGGCCAUCGGCACGCAUGUGCAUUUUGAUCAUUCUGGUGGGCUGCAUCAGUUUCAACAGGUGGGCGUGCACAAGGCGGAGGUGGACGCUCUGGCCAACGGUGACAACUUCGAGACCGUGACAUGGCUUUCUGACCGCGAGAUUGUGGAGGUUCCAUCGCCUGGAUGGAGAGCCAGGCAGUACAGAGUGAAAGCGGUCACACCAACCCAUAUAUUACAAGAAGGUGACGUUAUCAACCUUGGCGACCGGCAGCUUUCCAUUCUCCACAUGCCGGGCCAUUCCAGAGGAAGCAUUUGUCUCCAUGACAAGGAGAGCAAAAUGCUGUUCAGUGGAGAUGUGGUCUAUGAUGGUUCCAUGAUUGAUUGGCUUCCCUACAGCCGGAUCAGCGACUACAUCCAUAGUUGUGAAAGGCUUGUGGAAAUGGUUGAUAAAGAGGAGAUUGACCAGGUCAUGCCUGGUCAUUAUAACGCUUUUGGGGGCAAGCGGCUACACCGGCUAGCCUCCAACUACAUCGCUAGUGCCGGCACCUGCCACAGAGCCUCCACCAGUGUGGUGAAGUCCAUUGCCAGCCUGGCACUUCGAGCCACUAACUCAAGAAGUGCCUGCUAGUAGUUUUGAAAAAAGACUACUUUGCAACAACUAGUGUUAUUGCAGACCUCAAUAUUGAGCACAGUGAAUACACUGAGCAAUACAGAGUGCUAAUGAAUUACAGUAUAUGGUAGUAUUGGAAUUGUCCAUGGUUCAAACUUGUAUUAUGCUGCAUAAUAUUCAUCAAAACGUCAACAAAUAGUAUACACUGCUAUAUUUUAAAGGUGCUGUGUGUAAUUUUUUAGUUUUUUGAGCAGCCUAAUAUUGUAGCAUUUGCCCACCCCUCUCAAACCAUUUAAGCACAAGCGCAACGCCACAACCAAUUUCAUUAGUCAGUACAUUUUGCAGGCAAGAAAAUACUUCAUGGAUUCAGUUUAAAGAUCAUAAAUAAUGAUUUAUUUUGUUUUAGAUAAACGAUAAUGAUAACUGUUAGGAUGUGCUACACAGUAAAACCCAAUAAGUUAAGGUAACUUAAACCAUUUGAGGAACCCAAUUGUAACAAACCGCUUAAGUUAAAAAUCUAAUCUAUUUGAGUACUGUGAACUUAAUCCAAUUGAGUAAACAGAGCAAUUUGAGCACAGUAAAACCCAAUACAUAAAGAGAACUCAAACCAGCUGAGUACUGUAAAACCCAAUAAGUUAAGGCAACUCAAACCAAUUAAGGAAACCAAUUGCUACAAACCAUUUGAGUUAAAAAUCUAAUCUAUUUGAGUACUGUGAACUUACUCCAUUUAAGUUAUAUUAAUAAGGUAUUUAAUUAGUUCAAAACUCUUUUCAAAUGAGUAGAAUUAACUUUUUGAGUUAACUACACUCAUUUCAUUUGAGAAAGAUGACUGUUGGGUUUUACAGUGUACUAAUGCUGUCCUACUUUAUUUUAUAAUGCUUAAGCAUGCUGUAAAUGUGUGGCACUUAUGAUUCAUUAGCCACAGUGCUCGAUUAAUGUUGAAAUGGAUCUCAUUUUGCAUUAUGAAGGGGAGUACAGAAUGUUUUGUACUGAUAAAAUGGAUUAAAGUGUCUGAUGACAGAAGCCUUGCAAAUUCAAGAUAAAUGGCCACAUCUUCCUAAACAAUAAGGAGACUGUGGUUAAGGUUAGGGAUAAUAUUUGUUCUAACAUGGUGUUGUCAAUCAACUAUAAUCUACAUGACAAUGAAAUCUUUUAAGUUUGGAAAUAUUUUUAUUUAUUCAUUUUAUAACUUUCUGAUUUUAAGUUUUAAUAUUAUGUGUAUGUUUUAGAUUUUUUUGUUUAAUUUUGGAU
Molecule: messenger RNA, 2177 nt
Organism: Danio aesculapii
Lineage: Eukaryota; Metazoa; Chordata; Actinopteri; Cypriniformes; Danionidae
Gene: mblac2
Product: metallo-beta-lactamase domain containing 2
Exons: 2
Coding region: 117-944 (275 amino acids)
Source: RefSeq, a predicted model, not a curated record